AAUAAAUUGUGGUAGAAUUUUACACUGAGAACACAACGACACAGCAGCCCCAAAAUGUUGCGUUCUUCCAUUUCAACGCUAGUCGUCCUGACCAAUCUUCUCUUCCGCUUUUCUCCAUCAUCUUCUGCGGCAAACGAUGAUCUUCGCCUGUCCCUCCAUGCAAAGAAGCUUAUCAGUGAAUUCAAUUUGUUUCCGGACACCGGUAUCAACAUCGUUCGCGAUGCCAAUUCUUCUAUCCAACCCAGCAAGAUCGUUGAGAAGCGCCUCAUCUUCCCCAAUGUAUUGGGUUCUGAUUCUGGGGUUUCGGCUGACGAUUUGGGUCACUAUGCUGGGUAUUACCCGAUUCAACAUUCCCAUGCCGCAAGGAUGUUCUACUUUUUCUUUGAAUCUCGCAACAGCCAGGAGGAUCCUGUUGUGAUUUGGUUGACCGGGGGACCUGGGUGUAGCAGCGAAUUGGCUUUGUUUUAUGAAAAUGGCCCUUUCAAAAUUGCCGACAACUUGACUCUUGUGUGGAAUGAGUAUGGUUGGGACAAGGUAUCAAACCUUUUGUAUGUUGAUCAACCAACUGGAACUGGCUUUAGCUACAGUACUGAUUUGCGUGACAUACGUCAUGAUGAAAAGGGUGUUAGCAAUGAUUUGUACGACUUUUUGCAGGCAUUCUUCGCAGAGCAUCCCCAGCUUGCAAAGAAUGACUUUUUUAUUACAGGUGAAUCGUAUGCAGGGCACUAUAUUCCGGCUUUUGCAUCUCGUAUCCGUCAAGGAAACCUUGCUAAUGAAGGGAUUCAUAUAAACCUGAAGGGAUUGGCCAUUGGUAAUGGGCUUACUAAUCCGGCAAUUCAGUAUAAAGCUUACCCAGAUUAUGCACUGGACAUGGGCAUAAUUACAAAGGGCACACAUGGUCGCCUUAACAAAGUGUUGGUUCCAGCCUGUGAAUUGUCAAUAAAGCUUUGUGGUACUGAUGGAAAGGCUGCAUGUCUGGCUGCAAAUAUAGUCUGCAAUGUCAUAUUCAGUGACAUCAUGUUACAUGCUGGAGAUAUAAAUGAUCUUGCCAUGGGAAAGACGAUUGGAAUUGCUAAGGAACAGGAUGAGUUAUAUUGUCUGCUGCAUAAGUACUAUGAUAUCAGAAAGAAGUGUGAAGGGAGCCUUUGCUAUGACUUUUCAAACAUGGAGAAGCUCCUGAAUCAAAAGUCUGUUCGGGAUUCACUAGGAGUUGGGAAAAUUCGUUUUGUUUCUUGUAGCACUGAAGUUUAUGCGGCUAUGCUGGUGGAUUGGAUGAGGAACCUUGAAGUUGGUAUUCCUGUCCUUCUUGAGGAUGGAAUCAAUUUGCUUGUUUAUGCUGGGGAAUUUGAUCUCAUCUGCAACUGGCUUGGUAAUUCAAGAUGGGUUCAUGCCAUGGAAUGGUCUGGUCAGAAAGAAUUUGUAGCCUCACCUGAUAUUCCUUUUGUUGUCGAUGGAUCAGAAGCCGGGUCAUUGAAGAACUAUGGACCUCUAAGUUUCCUUAAGGUACAUGAUGCGGGUCACAUGGUUCCAAUGGACCAGCCCAAGGCUGCAUUGGAGAUGCUGAAGAAGUGGACUCGGGGAAUCCUUGCUGAAUCCAGAGCUGAAGAUGAAAGUUUGGUUGCUGAGAUGUGAUCUCAUUUAGCUUAGUAUGUGUGGGAUGUGAUAUCACCCCGACCGCAUAUAGUCUGUAAAAUAUCUUACCAAGAACUCCUAUCAUAGAAGAAAAGAACUAUAUACUCAAGGACUUCUGUAUUUUCUGCUUUAAAUACUUAUUUUUGUUUCCUGUAAAUAAGAUUUCUGUUUGUACUUCUGACUUAGAUUUCUCAUUUGUAGUAUUAUGUUGCCUUGAAACAUGGAAUAAUUGAGUUCCUCAAGUAAGACAGUCUUCAGUUUACUCGAGCAGUUGUAGCAGCCUGAUAGCUUACUCCUUAGAGAUGCGCAGCUAAAAGCUUGAGCAGAAUUCAUGCCUGUAUUUGUCUAUAAUUGAAUCUUCAGAUUUACCUUUCUA
Lotus japonicus is the source of this 2008-nucleotide messenger RNA. Its product is annotated as serine carboxypeptidase-like. Gene Ontology annotation, cellular component: vacuole. Gene Ontology annotation, molecular function: serine-type carboxypeptidase activity. Gene Ontology annotation, biological process: proteolysis. Bases 55 to 1632 code for a protein of 525 amino acids. The record is from RefSeq and is a predicted model, not a curated record. Lineage: Eukaryota; Viridiplantae; Streptophyta; Magnoliopsida; Fabales; Fabaceae. The transcript is spliced from 10 exons.